Molecule: messenger RNA, 1839 nt
Organism: Aphanomyces astaci
Lineage: Eukaryota; Oomycota; Saprolegniomycetes; Saprolegniales; Verrucalvaceae
Exons: 1
Coding region: 18-1736 (572 amino acids)
Molecular function (GO): phosphatidylinositol binding; metal ion binding
Source: RefSeq, a predicted model, not a curated record
CACGACUUUUGGAACGGAUGGCGAAAUUCUGCCGCGAAUGCGGCGCACCGCUCCAUGGCCGUCGGUUCUGUUCUCAAUGCGGUGUGGCAGCCGUGGCGUCAUCCAAUGACAUCCCAACAGUAGUUGCAUCGUCGUCCUACCAUGCCCCACCUGCGCAACUUCCGCCUCCCUCCCCAAAAUCGAACAAGAAGCGGACGGGGUCAGUCGAAGUUCCAGAGGUGGCCGUAGGCGACGAAGCUACGUCCAUCUACAUGCGAGUGGUUGCCACAGUCCGAGGCACCCACUUCGGGGAGCAUGCAGAUAAAACUGUGAAGGCCUUCAAGAAGGACUGCAAGCAGUACGGUGCCGGGACUAUUUCCGCCCCAGCAUUCGAAGCCAACCUUCGCGUAUACUUAGGCGACUUCAUGAUGGACACGGUGAUGCCACAGCUCGUUCGAUUGAUCCCAGACGACGACAAACGAGCUGAACUCAUGGCGGUUUAUCACGACCACGCCAAAUCUAAAGCCCCCAAGUCCCGUCCGUCUACUAUCGCAUCCACCUCGGAGCGCCUAUCGUCCAAUGCUCCCAUAGAUUCUCGUCCGUCAUGGUCACCUGCCGAUGUGCCGCCGACUGAACGAAGCGCAAGUACGGGCAGCAUCAAGUCGUCGUUCAAAUGGUCCGGCCCGAGCAUUUACGGCAAGAAUGCUGCUUGCCAGGUGUGCUCAACUCCAUUUGACAUGCGGAAUCGUCGUCAUCACUGCCGCAAGUGCGGCAAAGCCGCCUGCCAAUCCUGUUCCCCCGCGCACAUGUUGAUCCCUCCUGGCCACCAGCACGAAGACGCCAAGGGGUACGACGUCGCCGUGCCCCAGCGCGUGUGCACGCUGUGCGCCCCCAUCUUGCAACCGCUGCAGUCUCGGCUCGAAACCACCUAUGCCAACUGCCACAAAGACACGCAGCCGUCCUCUCCAACCUCCCGAGGCUGGUUCAAGUCUCUCCCCAUGAGGCAGACCAUCGCCGACGAAUGCGACGCCGCCAGAGACAUCCUCCGGCAGUUCUUCGUCACGUCGCCCGUGGAAAAGAGAAUCCCGGCCGCUUUCCUAGAGCGAGCGCAGGGCUUGGCAUUCCUCACGGUGGUCAAAGCGGGGCUGCUGGUCACUGCCAAAAUGGGCUCGGGCAUCGUGGUCACGCGACUGGCGGACAAUUCGUGGUCAGCACCGUCGGCCAUAGGCACUGCGGGACUCGGAGGGGGCUUGGAAGGCGGCGGCGAGCUCGUCCAGAUCCUACUCAUCCUCUCGUCGGCCCAGGCAGUUUCAGUCUUUUUCCAGACGCAAAUCACGCUCGGUGCAGGGCUGGACAUGACCGUCGGUCCGUACGGCCGAUCUGCCGUCGCCCAAGCCGCCAUGAGCAAAGGAAGCGGGCUUGGCGUCAACUACAGCUACAGUCAUAGCCGAGGCCUCUUUGCCGGCAUUUCUCUCCAUGGCGCAGUCAUCAAUUGCCGCGCAGAUGCCAACCGAGCGUUCUACGGACGCCACGUCACCCCGUCCGAGAUCUUGACUGGAGUUGUGCCUCCACCUCGCGCGGCCCAAGGUCUCUAUGAAGCCAUCGGGGAUGCCAUGCAAUUUUGCGAAGACUAUCGCGAGGAAGCGCAAAAGCCAAGGGUGGCGUCGUGCAUGUCGCCAGGAUGUCCGUGUGAAAAGUUCAGGGCCAGGUCGUAUUCGCCCAUGUGCGGGAAUUGUGGUCACUCGCAUCAGAUGUGAAUGGAUUGGAAAAAUACUACCAGUUGUGUAUAUACAAGACCGUCGUACCAGUAGAAUAAGCUUGGACGAACCAACCAUAAUAUUGUACUGCUAUUGUCGAAGA